UUGCGACCGCCUGUUCGUUCCCGCUGUCUUCCCUCACCUGACCCCGCGUCUGCAAACGCCGCGCUCGACCCGUUUGGAGGUCACGCAAACGGCGGCACGGAUUGGGACCAAAGGGGGAUUGGCGCAGCCGAGGCGCCGCAAGACAAACGGGUGCAGCUUCGCGGCUAAUUAAGCGAAUGUGCCAGCCCGGUCCAGAGAGAGUUCCAGAAAUAGCGAGAGGCUCGCCUGUUUUCCUCUCUUUUAGUGCUCCAAGGGGAUUUGACACGGGUUUCGUCUCCCAUGCAACGAAUAAUUGCAUGUUUUUGCCUCAGAUGUCUCCAUGUGGAUCAGAGGGGAUCCUGGGAAAGGAACAGCCGCUGGAGGUUCUCAAGACGUCGCCGCUCAACCACAUCCCAACAGUGGACAUCAAUUCAGCGCUGCCCCUGCGCCUCCCACCUGCCGCCAUCCCCAUGGAUCUGCGCGUGGACCAGCAGCGCCAGGCGUCACCGCCCCAGCAGCGGGCCGCCGCUCCCGCGCGCGAGCAGCAGCUGCAGCAGGAGUUGCUGAGCCUGAAGCAGAAGCAGCAGAUCCAACGGCAGAUCCUCAUCGCCGAGUUCCAGAGGCAGCACGAGCAGCUUUCCCGCCAGCACGAGGCCCAGCUCCAGGAACACAUCAAGCAACAACAGGAGCUGCUGGCAAUCAAACACCAACAGGAGCUGUUGGAGCACCAGAGGAAAAUGGAAAACCAUCGUCUGGAGCAAGAGCUGGAGAAGCAGCAGCGCGAACAGAAGCUGCAGCUGCUGAAGAACAAGGAAAGAGGGCAGGAGAGUGCCGUGGCAAGUACCGAGGUGAAAAUGCGACUCCAGGAGUUUGUCCUCAACAAAAAAAAGGCCCUGGCCCAGCGGAGCCUCAACCAGGGCGGCCCCCCGAACGAUGCGCCGUACUGGUACAGAAAAACUCAGCACAGCUCUCUAGACCAGAGCUCCCCUCCGCAGUCCGUCAUGUCCACCUAUAAUCACCCUGUGCUGGGCGUCUACAAUCCACGGGAUGACUUCCCACUUCGGAAAACAGCCUCGGAACCCAACUUGAAGCUGCGCUCCAGGCUGAAGCAGAAGGUCAGCGAGCGGAGGAGCAGUCCGCUCCUCCGCCGCCGAGAUAGCCCCGUCGCCUCUGCAAAAAAGCGCUCCCUCGACAUGGCAGAUUCUGCAUGUAGCAGUGCCCCGGGCUCGGGCCCAAGCUCCCCGAACAACAGUUCCAACAACAUCCCCAGUGAAAACGGCAUCGCUGUGUCAGUCUCCAACAGCAAAGAGGCAUCCAUAAGUCAGAGGAUUUGCAGUGGUGCCGAGGGGGGCUCUGUGAGCCAGGUAUCCCUCUACACUUCACCGUCCUUACCGAACAUCACCCUGGGCUUGCCUGCCACCGCCACCACCGCAUCCAAUGUGACGUCUGCUCAGCAAGAUGGCGGCGGUCUGCAGCCGGCGCUCUCCCUCAGCCCUCCUUUCCUCUCAGGUGGCCGCUUGACACCCUACCUGGCUGAAGCGGCAGCGGGGACAGGCGGGCACAGUCCGCUGCUCCAGCACAUGGUUUUAAUGGAGCAGACUCCUGCGCAGAGCCCGCUGGUGACAGGUUUAAGUGGCUUGUCCAUGUCCCCGGCAGCCUCCAUGGCCAAGCUGCAGCGCCAGCACCGGCCUCUGGGCCGCACCCAGUCGGCGCCGCUGCCGCAGGGGAGCACCGCCCAAGCCCACGCCCAGGCGCUGGCUCUACAACAGCUGGUGCUCCAGCAGCAGCACCAACAGUUCCUGGAGAAGCACAAGCAGCAGUUCCAGCAGCAGCAGCAGCAGCUCCAGUUCAACAAAUUGAUAGCCAAGCCUGGCGAGUCGCCCGUGGGGCGCCAGCACCAGAGCCACCCGGAGGAAACGGAGGAGGAGCUGCGAGAGCACCAAGAUGUUGGCGCGCUACCGCUAGGGGUCACCGUCAAGCAGGAGCCCCCCGACCCGCAGGAGCUCCAGGACGAAGCGCUGCAGCAGCACCGGGAGCGGGAGAGGCAGGCCGAGCAGGAGCUUCUCUUCAGACAGCAGGCCUUGUUGUUGGAGCAGCAGCGCAUUCACCAGCUUCGCAACUAUCAGGCUUCCAUGGAAGCCGCCGGCCAGUCCGUCUCCUUCCCGGGACAUCGGCCUCUGUCGCGGGCGCAGUCGUCUCCGGCUUCGGCCUCGUCCUUCUCCAUCAGCGCCCCGGCGGCCCCCUCGGACCCGCCCGUCAAGCCUCGCUUCACCACGGGUCUGGUGUACGAUUCUCUAAUGCAGAAGCACCAGUGCAUGUGCGGCAACACCAACAGUCACCCGGAGCAUGCGGGCCGGAUCCAGAGCAUUUGGUCCCGCUUGCAGGAAACCGGACUCAGGUCGCAGUGCGAGUGCAUCCGUGGGAGAAAGGCCACUCUGGAGGAGCUGCAGACGGUUCACUCAGAAGCCCACGUCCUGCUGUACGGAACCAACCCUCUCAGACAGAAACUCGAUUGUUCAAUCACUCCCAUGUUUGUGCGGCUACCGUGCGGCGGGGUGGGCGUGGACAGCGACACAAUCUGGAAUGAAGUCCACUCCUCCAGCGCCGCUCGCCUCGCUGUCGGCUCGGUUGUGGAGCUCGUCUUCAAAGUGGCCACCGGAGAGCUAAAGAACGGUUUUGCUGUGGUGCGACCUCCUGGACACCACGCAGAGGAAAGCACUCCCAUGGGCUUCUGCUACUUCAACUCUGUGGCCAUCGCUGCCAAACUGCUGCAGCAGCGACUCAGCGUCAACAGGAUCCUCAUCGUGGACUGGGAUGUUCACCACGGCAACGGCACCCAGCAAGCCUUCUACGAUGACCCCAAUGUUCUCUACCUGUCUAUUCAUCGCUAUGACGACGGCAAUUUCUUCCCCGGUAGUGGCGCGCCUGAGGAGGUCGGAAGCGGCCCUGGAGUCGGCUUCAACGUCAAUGUUGCCUUUACUGGAGGGCUCGACCCGCCCAUCGGAGAUGUGGAGUACCUGGCUGCCUUCAGAUCCGUGGUGAUGCCCAUCGCCAAUGAGUUUGCUCCAGACAUGGUGCUCGUGUCCUCCGGCUUCGACGCAGUGGAAGGACACCCUCCGCCACUUGGGGGCUACGCUCUGACAUCCAAAUGUUUCGGCUAUCUGACGCGCCAGCUGAUGAGUCUCGCCGGAGGUAGGUUGGUCUUGGCUCUGGAGGGGGGUCAUGACCUAACCGCCAUCUGUGACGCCUCAGAGACUUGCGUCGCUGCGCUGCUCGGACAGGAGCUGGUGCCGCUGCCCAAGGCUGUCCUGGAGGAGAGGCCCAACCCCAACGCUGUUCGCUCGCUGGAGAAGGUUCUCGAGACUCACUGCAAGUACUGGCACUCGGUGUGCCGCCUCCCGCCACAGCCGGGCCUCUCUCUUUCGGAGAGCAAGCGCGGCGACUCGGAGGAGGCCGAGGCCGUCAGCGCCAUGGCCUCUCUGUCGGUGGCCAACACGAGCGCUGUGGAUCACAGACCUGAGGAGGAACCGAUGGAAGAGGAAGAACCACUGUAACAUGGCGGGGGGGGGGCAAUACGCCACGGUGUCACGCUGUUAGCGCUGUUAGCAUUGACCUCUCCGGAGGCCACGGCCUCUCUGAGCGGCAAGGAGUCUCGACCGAUCCCGUCAUUUAGUCCCCCACCCACCGGCCCCCCUCCCCCGACACGACCCAGCACCUUGAUUGGUGGAGUGACAGGGGGCGGGCUCAGCCUCAGAGUAGGGAGCCAAUCAGGAGACAGAGGACUGGAAUCGCAAAAAAUCAAAACACGAGUUGUUUUUUGGUGCUUGUUUGGAGCUGUUUUUCUGUCAGUCUUCGCACCCUCCAAGGACCAGUGAGCAAGGAAGCAGUGGCAGAUGUUUUUCAAGGGAGGGGGCUCGAGUUCAGGUCUCACCACGCAAAGGUGAGAUUCUUUGCGGAAACGAAACGGUGUCCGUGUGACGCAACACCGAAUCAACACCGCGGACACAGGACGUCCCGACGGCUGCCAGUCGCAGCUCUGGAUUUUCCGUUUUUCUCCACUAUUGUUCCAUUUUCCGCAAAGGGAAUGUCAUCUACAACAUGCGUUCACCGUGGACGUCGGCUCUUACAAAUGUGUUUUCAUCAGAGGUUCUGAGAGGAGUGCCUUGGUGAGGGUCCGCUGCAUUUCAUGAUUGUUCAGGAAAAGUUUGCCUUAAGAUUUCCUUGUGGGAAAUCAGCGCCAGGGAGGGACGAGAAUUGGAACAAUAUAGCAAAAAUUUUUCAGCAUGUUUACUUGGAACGUGGCAAUGCGCCUCUUAAAGAGUUAUUUUACAAUUUUGGGUGGAUGGAUCUAUUUUUCUGUGGGAAGGGACAUGCUGUGGAAGGGUAUUUGCCAGCUUGAGUGCAAACGCACGUCGCGAAAUGGACUGCUUUGACUCUUCCGUGGCUUCCCUUUGAAAGAUAGAAGAAGCGUGAGAGGAGAGGCCGGACAUUUUUGCAAAGCGAAGAAAGCCAAAGCACCAAUCUGCAUCGAGCAAACACAUUAGGAAAAGCCUUCUUCCCAGGUCACUGAAUUUGAUUGUUGAUCCUGUGCUGCGCUGGCAACUACCUACAGCAGUUACUCGUGCGACUCCAGUCUUGUAGAUGAAAUCGCCUAGAUUUUGUGCGACGGCCUCGUCAUAUCGACAUGUUUGAUUUUUCCGCACCGUCCAUUUCCACCACUUUAUUUUUUGUUUAUUUUUGACUUGCUUUUUUUUUAUCCAUUUCUGGAUAGUUAUCGGGCUGCCAUUCGCAAAAGGAGUGUCACAGAAUUUGUUCCUUUUUGUAAAGAGCGACUUUCUUUCUUUGUAUGGCUGUUCAGGCCACUGCGUUUUUCAUCGAUUGUGUAUUUAUAAUGUACUGUUUAUAGAAGAUUUGUAUAUGGAAAAUUUCUAAACGUACUCUAAUGACAGCUAUGAUAUUGUGAGCGGAACACAUUGCGGCGGUACUCCACGGACGCAGAAAACAAAGCGAAACAAGCAGCGGCGUAUUUAGCUACUCGUGCGCGGCGCUGCUGCGAUAUGAAGUCAUCACACGGCGCUGCUUUGGACUUUUCCUCGUAGAGUCAAAUCACUUUGUUGCCUAAGUGUCGGCCUUUUCUCUCGCGCACGCAUUAUUUGUUAUUUGGAAAGAAAAAGGCCGGCGCACGAGAUGCGGAACGGAUCCAACCUUCUCAUCGUUCGUGUCUGUGACUUUGGGUCGGCAUCACCGUGCGAUGAUCAAUCCGUUGCGAGACAAUUUGUGUCACUACCUGCGUCCCAAGACGAAGACCUCUUCUUUAAUUCUAAUCAUUUUAGCAGCGGUGCAACUUAGACUAAAGCGUGACUAGUUGAAAUAGGUAUAUCUGGUGCCAAUGUGUCAUCAGCGUAGUGUUAUAUUUUGCUUAUAUUUUCCAGCGACCCUCCUUAUCAUGUUUUCUCUUCAUUUGUCUAUUAACGCCCGGCCGUGACGACCAUGACACUUAUUUCAAGUUUUGAUUCAUUUUAUAAACUUGUAAAAUGUGACUUUUUACUUGAUGGUCUAACAAAAGCAUUCCAUUGGAUGAAUUCAUGUGAUUUUUGUUGUUGUUGCCUUUUAGACACGCUUUUACAUCUUCUUUUUGCUUCCUGCUCGCACCAACUUUAACUCUUUGCAUGAUUUGUGAGUCAGCAUGCCUGCUUGUCUGUGUAACAAAAAAAAUUAUUUGAGGAAUAGAGGAAGAACAAACAAAAAACCAAGAGUUUUCUUCCUAUCCGCUGUGCAAACAAAACAUUUGAAAAGACUUUGGUCCCAAUGACUCCACCGCGGUUCUUCUUGUUUCUGACGAGUGAUUUGAGCACUUCAAAUGGAUCUCGACGGACUGCGUUUGCUCUGCCACGUUCAUGAAAGACUCUCCCAAAGAAUGUUCCUUUUUCAAAGAUGUUUCGACCGGCGCGGUGGACGCUGGAGUAAUGCUGCGCUUUUAAUUGGGGAAGCAGUUUGGAGGAGGACAUUUGAUUGUCACGCCCGCAUCGGCCAGUCCUGCAACUAACCACUGUGGCUCAAGAGCAAUUCUUGGUUUACAUGUAAAUGGCAAAGAAGACGUUAUUUUUUGUUUGCAGUCUAUGUCUCUUAACAAUGGAAAAAAAAAAACUAAGAAAGAAGUUAUUUCUUGGGGACCUACGCUUUGGACGUUUCAUCUCUGACAUCUAAAAAAAUAUAUUUCUGAAAAAUA
This is a messenger RNA of Phyllopteryx taeniolatus (common seadragon), 6208 nucleotides long. RefSeq names its product histone deacetylase 4-like. Gene Ontology annotation, molecular function: histone deacetylase activity. Gene Ontology annotation, biological process: chromatin organization; negative regulation of transcription by RNA polymerase II. The record is from RefSeq and is a predicted model, not a curated record. The coding region runs from base 177 to 3533 and encodes 1118 amino acids. NCBI's taxonomy places the organism in Eukaryota, Metazoa, Chordata, Actinopteri, Syngnathiformes, Syngnathidae. The transcript is spliced from 26 exons. Gene Ontology annotation, cellular component: histone deacetylase complex.